Messenger RNA from Acanthisitta chloris (rifleman), 1008 nucleotides. RefSeq names its product cytidine monophosphate (UMP-CMP) kinase 1, cytosolic (gene CMPK1). Gene Ontology annotation, cellular component: cytoplasm; nucleus. The transcript is spliced from 5 exons. The record is from RefSeq and is a predicted model, not a curated record. The annotation marks the transcript as partial. Gene Ontology annotation, biological process: 'de novo' pyrimidine nucleobase biosynthetic process; UDP biosynthetic process; CDP biosynthetic process. NCBI's taxonomy places the organism in Eukaryota, Metazoa, Chordata, Aves, Passeriformes, Acanthisittidae. Gene Ontology annotation, molecular function: ATP binding; UMP kinase activity.
AAAUAUGGCUACACACACCUUUCUGCUGGUGACCUCCUUCGGGAUGAACGGAAAAGGCCAGGCUCACAGUAUGGAGAACUCAUCGAGAACUACAUUAAGGAGGGGGAAAUUGUACCAGUUGAAAUAACAAUCAGCUUACUGAAGAGGGCUAUGGAUCAAACAAUGGCUGCCAAUUCCCAGAAGAACAAGUUUUUGAUUGAUGGAUUUCCCAGGAAUGAAGAUAAUCUUCAAGGCUGGAAUAAGACUAUGGAUGGAAAGGCAGAUGUUUCCUUUGUUCUCUUUUUUGAUUGUGACAAUGAGAUCUGCAUUGGUCGCUGUCUGGAAAGAGGCAAGAGCAGUGGCAGGAGUGAUGAUAAUCGGGAGAGUCUGGAAAAGAGAAUUCAUACAUACCUGCAGUCUACUAGGCCUAUCAUAGAUUUGUAUGAGAGAAUGGGGAAAGUCAGAAAAGUGGAUGCCUCUAAAUCUGUUGAUGAAGUUUUUGAAAAAGUCGUACAAAUUUUCGACAAAGAAGGCUAAUUCCCAGCUUGAAACUUCAUUAAAACUUGUGCUUGAAUCUUGCUUGAAUAGCUGCUACUGCAGUCCACUCUUUAUAAUUAAAAGGUUUUUUUAUUGUUUUUCACAUAUCUAGUGAUGAUUGGAUAAGCAGUUAAUUAGAAAUGGAUCUGUUUUUUAAAUAGGGGAUAAUUUCUUGUGGCUAUGGUCUACAAAUUUCAGGGGUUUUCAUUAGUACUAGUUCAGUUACUCACAUGACAAAAUCACAGUUAAUACAUCUUUCAGAAGACACUAUUUAUUCUGUGUCAGUUCUGUGCCUGUCGUGGGCAGCCCUUCUUAAUCCUUAUUGCCAUGCACCCGUUUUUAGAUUCUAAGGAUCAACUGAACAGCAGCAUUAAGCAAUGAGGGACCUGUGUGCCCUUGUUUGUUUUCUGUAUGCUUGGACCAAAUUUACCAGAUUUCAAAUGAUAAUUUUGUCACAAAAUUUCCUGAUAGCCCCAAACAUGAAUUCUGUAA